This is a messenger RNA of Corticium candelabrum, 606 nucleotides long. Its product is annotated as ankyrin repeat domain-containing protein 11-like. Gene Ontology annotation, molecular function: protein binding; transcription cis-regulatory region binding. The coding region runs from base 1 to 438 and encodes 145 amino acids. Gene Ontology annotation, biological process: positive regulation of transcription by RNA polymerase II. The transcript has 2 exons. The record is from RefSeq and is a predicted model, not a curated record. Lineage: Eukaryota; Metazoa; Porifera; Homoscleromorpha; Homosclerophorida; Plakinidae. Gene Ontology annotation, cellular component: nucleus.
AUGGCGACUGUUGGUGAAGCGCAUCGCGAACAGUUUGCAUCCGGGCAGUCGCUGUAUGAGGGAUGCACGGGUGUGGAGGAGGAUCGAGCCGAGAGGGUUCGGGAGCUGCUUGCGACGGGAGCUGAUGCGAAUUCUAAAACCUUGUUUGAGAAGACGCCGCUGCAUUGGAUUGUUUCUGGUGCAAGAGACGAGGAUGCAAACAGGGUUCAUUUUGCUGUUGCAGAGGCUUUGUUUGAGUUUGGAGCAGAUACAUCAUGUUGUGAUGCCAACAGUAUGACAGCUCUUCACAUUGCUGCUGAGAGCAAUAAUUGUGCCAUAGAACUGUUGAAUUUGCUCAUCGAGAAGUCGACCACAGAGACGGUGGAGAAGAGAACACGCAGUGGUGAGACUGCACUGACGAUAUGGGUAUGUGUGUUAAUUGUAGUGACUGCAUUAUAGAUGGAUUUGUGUUGUUGUUUGUCUGUAUGGUUGUUUGUUGUUGUCGUCUGGCUUAGUGUUUAUUUACUUAUUUGCCUGUUUACACUUGUUGCUGUUAUCAGUCUGUCUGACUGUCUGUUUAUAUAUAUCGUCUGUUAUUUGAUCUAUCAGUCUGUUUGCUUGUGUGUG